Schistocerca piceifrons (Central American locust) is the source of this 702-nucleotide messenger RNA. Its product is annotated as ankyrin repeat domain-containing protein 2B-like. The record is from RefSeq and is a predicted model, not a curated record. Gene Ontology annotation, molecular function: protein binding. The transcript has 3 exons. NCBI's taxonomy places the organism in Eukaryota, Metazoa, Arthropoda, Insecta, Orthoptera, Acrididae. Bases 1 to 702 code for a protein of 233 amino acids.
AUGACUGACAGUGGUACGCACUUGGGCAGACAUUCCUUUGCCACUGUGGAGUGUGACCCGCUGCAGACACUGCCGCCACGUCCCGGCCCCCGGCUCCCAUCUGGGGGCGUGGGGGGCGUGACGGGCAUGGGGGGUGAGGGGGGCGUGGGGGAUGAGGGGGGCGUGGGGGGAGAGGUGGCGCGGGGUCGUGGGGCAGGAAAGUGUCUGUUUGAAAACCAGGAGACGGGAUUCUUCUUGUGUGUGACGUCUGGCAGUGAAGCUGCAGACAGAGACCAGUAUCAGCUGCAAGAGGCCUGUUCUGUAGUGGAGGUGAGCGACUGGAGCCUCUCUGCAGAGGAGAGGGGCAGGAGGCUGGUCCAGGCGGCUGAGGUGGGGGCAGUGGGGGAGCUGAGGGCGCUGAUCGCCGCAGGGGCCGACGUGGGGGCGAGGGGCGGGGGUGGGUGGACCGCCCUGCACUGUGCAGCGUACAGGGGAGACAUCGAGGCGGUGAGGCUGCUGGUGGGGGCGGGGGCGGCGGUGGACGCCAGGACUGAGGGUGGGUUGACGCCGCUGCAUUACGCGGCAUUCAAUGGCCGCGCAGAAGUGGCGGCUGCGCUGCUCGACGCUGGGGCCGACAGGGGUGCCACAGAUGGUGGUGGGCGGACAGCGCUGGACAUCGCCAGGCGGUGCAACGAGAGGCGGCUGGUGGAGAUGCUGUCAUGA